Molecule: messenger RNA, 1195 nt
Organism: Pseudophryne corroboree (corroboree frog)
Lineage: Eukaryota; Metazoa; Chordata; Amphibia; Anura; Myobatrachidae
Exons: 12
Coding region: 20-988 (322 amino acids)
Source: RefSeq, a predicted model, not a curated record
UUCUUUGCUGAAAGGAAACAUGUAUCGGCAGAGUAAACCACAUCGAAAAGUGGUUCAAUAUACUCAUCAUGGAAAAUAUGAGUGUGAUAUUUCAUGUACAUCAGCUCAACAAUUAGAUCAACAUCUUAUUGGAGUAAAGCAUCGCUUUAAGAAACUAAAAGACUCUCACAUAGAAGAUGAAGACCAUACAUUUCCACUGGAGAACAUGGUCAUCAUAGAUGAGACUGAUGAGGACUUGUCAGAUAAUGGUGCUGCUUCCGCUGCUGCUUGUGACGAUUCAGAGUCAGAGGCUGCUGUUCCAAUCUCGGAUAAAUCAGGUUUUAAAACAUUAGACAGCAUUUCCAGAAAGCACAUGACAAAUUACGACAUUGACCAUCCAGCUUCCCCUGCAUCUUGUGACUUUUCAGGAUCAGAGCUUGCCUCGUCAUAUACAGCAACUGUUAAAACCAAUGAUGAACAACCCAAGAAGAAAGCUAGAUUUGAAACACUUGCUUAUAACGAAACUGCUCCAAUUUCUCCAUCAUCUGAUGUUGUUGACUGCUCUUCCUCCAAUACUGCACCAGAGGCAGAAAAUGUUGAUGAGGAGUCGGGGAAACCCAUUGGAACAAAACACCGUAAAAAGAAUCGACAUAGAAAACGAAAAGAAUGUCAAGCGAUUCCUCAUUUUAAGCCAGUAAAAAGUAACAAAGAUGUGUUCAAGUUUCUGAAAAACUUUGAGCUGACAAAUGAGUCUGAUGUUACAUUUGCAAUAAAGAUGGCAGAAAUGUUUUCCAGAGCAUUAAAUAAAUAUAGAGAAGAGAAACUGGAAGAAAUGGUCUGCACAGAAGCAGAACACGAGACAACUGAGGAACUUUGUACGAGUCUUCACACAACAUCUCAUAGUAGUCCUAGUACCCGUGACUUACAUGAGCAUAGUCCAGAAGGUUUGUUGGUGGAAAGUGAAAACUGCCUCGCCGCAGAAGCAGCUUGCAGCGAUGAUGAUGUAUAAUAUUUAUCACAGCUAUGAUUAAAUGUUCAAAUUUCAUGUGGUCCAGUUAUUUUAAACAGUGUCCGCUGUUUUUAAAGUAUAUGUCUAGAGACAUUGUAAACCCACAAGUGUUCUGAAUAUUCAGUUGGGGGUUUACUCUUCUUUUUUUUUUAAACAGUAAUGUAUGCAGACACAUUUUGGUAAUGUGAAUAAACAAUUUUUGACAAA